This is a messenger RNA of Cherax quadricarinatus, 9077 nucleotides long. It is a transcript of the gene GCS1, whose product is annotated as mannosyl-oligosaccharide glucosidase. The record is from RefSeq and is a predicted model, not a curated record. Gene Ontology annotation, molecular function: Glc3Man9GlcNAc2 oligosaccharide glucosidase activity. Gene Ontology annotation, biological process: oligosaccharide metabolic process; protein N-linked glycosylation. NCBI's taxonomy places the organism in Eukaryota, Metazoa, Arthropoda, Malacostraca, Decapoda, Parastacidae. Gene Ontology annotation, cellular component: endoplasmic reticulum membrane.
CUGUGGUGGCCCUUAAUAAGACUAACAAUAAUUCCUGUCUCAGUUUUCAGCUUUUAUUAUAAACUCGUAUGACCCAUUGGGGUUUAGCGCGUCCCAGUGAAGAUAAUCUUGAUUAUCAAGAGGAUGGCAAGACCACGACGAACCAAGAUGUCCUCUGGGCAGUUAGCCUCUAGUGAACAUAGUCUUGCUGUGCUUGAUGAUGCUCGAGCGUUGUGUCGAUCUGAACGCUCCAGCAGAGACAGAAAACAAAAGCAGAGGUCUGGUAACCAUGGAUGGUGUCCUGCGUUGCUCUAUAUGAUUUUUGCCGCAGUUGUUGUAAUGGCUGUUGCUUACUUUUUAUAUGUUGGAUAUAUGGAAACUAGAAUUAAUACUCCACUGUCAGCUCCUAAGGUGGUGACCAAAACUGGACUUGCUGUCCCAGAAAGGUACUGGGGUACUUAUCGACCUGGGGUAUAUUUUGGCACUCGCACACGACAUCCUACUUCAGUUGUCACAGGUCUGAUGUGGUUUGUUCCCGGACAUUUCCAGAAUAAUAUGCUGGCUCUUAGACACUGGUGUGAUCAAGGUGAUGAUCUGUCUAAGUAUGGCUGGCAGGUUCACGAUGGCCGCAACAUUGGUAUACAGACCAUUACAGACAAACAUGUAAUUCUGCAAACAAAUUUUGUUAAAAGAGCCGGUGGUCAGCAUGGAGGAGACUGGUCAGCAAGGAUUAAUGUCUUUCCUAAGAACAAAAAACAAGAGGGUGGAGAGGCAUCUCUUCUGUACUAUGUAGCACUGGAUCCAGACGAUGAAGAGUCAAUGUUACAACCAAUGGUUGGAACCAGUCACUCCUUGGGUUCCCUCAGAGGCAUCUCCGACUCUGUUGGAGGCUUCCGACUGCAUGUUCUUAAUACUUCAGGGAUCAUAAUUCACCACCAUUUACUCAGUACUAAGCAUUUAGGACUUCACAUGCUGAAAGAAACAGUGUACAAAGGUUUGAGAGUCUUCCAGGGUAAGAGUGAAAAAGACAAAUACAUUGGCCUUGCAGGAGAGAUGUUCAGUCACGAGGAUGCUGACCGACAACCUGACUUAGUCGUGUACCAAGUUACUGGAAAGGUGCCGUUUGAAAUUGAAGUAGUGUAUGAGAGUGACAGUGUAACCAGAAGGCCAGGAAUGCUCAUGGGUGAGGCCUUAACUCAGGAAUUAAAUAAAUAUAAGGAAAAAUUCUAUGGCAAUUUUGAAUCAAAGUUUUCCAUGGAAGCUAAAGGAUUUAAUACUGAAGAAAUUAAUUUUGCCAGAGCUGCUUUGAGUAACAUGAUUGGAGGUAUUGGUUAUUUUUAUGGUGUUUCAAAGGUACUUGGUGAAUAUAAUAGUGAUCCCGUACCAUAUUGGAAGGCUCCACUCUACACAGCAGUACCAUCACGCAGUUUUUUUCCCCGAGGCUUCCUGUGGGAUGAAGGCUUUCACAAUCUACUUAUAUCCAAGUGGGACAGAGAAAUCUCUCAAGAUAUUUUAGCACACUGGUUUGAUUUAAUGAACUGGGAUGGGUGGAUACCUCGAGAGCAGAUCCUGGGUGUGGAGGCUCGUGCCAGAGUCCCUGAGGAGUUUGUUGUUCAGCUUGGUAAAAAUGCUAAUCCACCUACUCUUCUCCUCACACUUCACUCAAUGAUGGCUGGCUUCAAGCAGGAAUUAUCAGACGAUGAUUAUGAGUAUCUUGGUCAUCUUUGGCCACGGCUCAGAGCAUGGUACAACUGGUUUAACACAACCCAGUUGGGGGAUUUUCCAGGCACAUAUAGAUGGCAUGGCAGAGAUCCAAGAGCAGUGAGAGAGCUCAAUCCCAAAACUCUGACAUCUGGACUUGAUGACUAUCCCCGGGCAUCUCACCCUACAGCGGAUGAGCGCCACCUGGACCUUAGAUGCUGGAUGACUUUAGCUUCAGGACUUAUGGCAGAUAUUGCUAGACUUAUAGAAAAGGAUCCCAGCAGGUUUGCUGAAGCAUAUAAGUAUUUAUCGGACAACACUGUUCUGGAUUCUCUACAUUGGUCUUAUGCAGCAAAUGGCUACAUGGACUAUGGUCUUCAUACAGAUGACUUGGAAUUGAAACGACUAACACCCAAUUCUGAAAUGAAACGUAUUGUUCAUACAGCUCCGAAGUUGAAAUUCAUAGACUCGUUUGGAUAUGUGACCUUCUUCCCUCUCUUUCUUCAGAUUAUAGAUCCCUACUCUGCAAAACUUGGGAAAGUUCUUGAUGACCUCCGGCGACCAGAUCUCCUUUGGACUCCUUAUGGGCUUCGCUCCUUGGCAAAAAAUUCACCUUUAUAUAAUAAGCGAAACACUGAGCAUGAUCCACCUUAUUGGCGGGGGGCCAUAUGGAUCAAUAUGAAUUUCUUGGCUGUACAAGCUUUGCAUUAUUAUAGCAACAUUGAUGGACCUCACAGAGAGCUGGCAACGGAGAUAUACACAAGUCUUCGACAGAAUGUUAUUAAUAAUGUUAUGAAAGAAUACAAAAGAACAGGAUAUUUAUGGGAGCAUUAUAAUGAUAAAAAUGGACGAGGAGAGGGAUGUCGACCAUUUACUGGCUGGACUGGUCUUGUGGUACUAAUGAUGGGUGAAACUUUUUAAACUUUUAUUGUCAAUUAGAUUACUUCUGUGCUUAGUUUGGACACUAAAGUAUGUCGUUAAAUAUAUAAAAAAAAAAAUAUAUAUAUCCUAGGUAGUGGGUUGGUAGACAGCAACCGCCCAGGGAGGUACUACCGUCCUGCCAAGUGAGUGUAAAACGGAAGCCUGUAAUUGUUUUACAUGAUGGUAGGAUUGCUGGUGUCUUUUUUUUCUGUCUCAUAAACAUGCAAGAUUUCAGGUACGUCUUGCUACUUCUACUGACACUUAGGUCACACUACACAUACAUGUACAAACAUAUAUGUACACACCCAUCUUGGUUUUCUUCUAUUUUCUUUCUAGUUCUUGUUUAUUUCCUCUUAUCUCCAUGGGGAAGUGGAACAGAAUUCUUCCUCCGUAAGCUAUGCGUGUUGUAAGAGGCGACUAAAAUGCCGGGAGCAAGGGGCUAGUAACCCCUUCUCCUGUAUAUAUUACUAAAUGUAAAAGGAGAAACUUUCAUUUUUCCUUUUGGGCCACCCCACCUUGGUGGGAUAUGGCCGGUUUGUUGAAAGAAAGAAAGAAAGAUAUACUAUUUAUUUACUUUAUAUUUUGAAGAUACUCUUCAUGCAAAUUUAUAAUGUACAGUAUAUGCACACUCAAAAAAUAAUAUUACAUAGUUAUACACCUACCAUCCGACUUACGACCUGCUCGACUUACGACCGCUCGACUUACGACCGUGUUUUUUAUGCCAAAUUUCUGGGAAAUAAACAACUAUUUGUGUUGUACACAGUGUUUAUCCUAGACCUUACAGUAUAAAAUACAGUACUAACAACAUAAAAAGUAAAGUAAAACAUGAAAUACCAAAAUAAAACAAUAAAAUAAAGUCAUUACAAAGAUGUUUUGUUGAUAUUCAGUAGUAAAGUUCGACUUACAACCAUUUCGACUUACGACCGGUUUCUCGGAACCGAACUCGGUCGCAAGUCGGAUGGUAGGUGUAUUAUCUUAAUAUUUUCAACAACUGAAAAUUUAGGCUGGUCUUUAAAAAAAUUAUAGCUUAGAUCUGUAUAAUUUUCCUACAAAAAUUGAAAUUUGAUCUUCAGGAAAUAUAAACAUAUUUACUUAUAUGAAAAAGUGUGCAUCAACUUCCUGAUUUGUUUACUCAGUACUGUGCGGUAUUUCAGAUUAUAUUUUGAGAAUCAUUUGUCUUUCUUGCGUAGAUGAAUCUUUGUGUGACCUACUGUGGCAUACACAUUAACAUACCGACCUGACAUCACUUUACCCUCCCCCCUGGAGUAUACCUGGAGGGGGUUUCGGGGGUCAAUGCCUCCGCUGCCCAGUCCACGACCAGGCCGGGCUCCAGGAGUAGAAAGACUUGGAAUUUAACUAAUGUAUAAAGGUAGAGGCCUAGACCCAGUCCUAGAAUUUGAUCAGUCAGUCUUGGUGCUAACAAUAUGCAGUCCAUUGUAAGCACCACACCCUGGCUGAUCAGGAAUUGUCUAGAUGCACUUGUUAAGUUCCCUAUUGAAAAGAAAAACCUGUUGGGCCAUAUUAUGCAGUUUUUCUGAACAGGCUACAUGUUGGUUAUAAAUGAUUUUUAUAACAUUGCUACUGUAUGGUUAUUCAACACAAAUUGUAAAAUUAUCAUUGCCACUAUAACCACAACCUUCAUCAUGUACUUAGUUAUAACAUGUAAUUAUUGCAUUCACUACCUUCAGUAUUAGCAUCUAUAUGCUAAUGAAUGUUUAUAACCUAGCAAGUUUAUGAAGUGGAAUACUAUAUUAUCAAAGUGGAAAGUACUACAAGGAAACUGAACUGUUUUCAUACAAUCAUCAGAUGUGACACCCAUAGACCUUAAUAAUUAUUAUUAUCAUGAUGAUAGCGAAAGUGUUGAAUGAUGAAAGUUCUUUCUUUUUGGGUUUUUCUUUCUUUUAGGGUCACCCUGCCUCGGUGGGAAGUGGCUGAUGUGUUGAAAAAAAAAUAAUCAUAACUAAGCACUAAACCCAUAAGGUUCAUGCAACACUGCUAUAGACAUUAAUAAUGGAGAGUCAUUUUUAGAUAGACACAAGGAAUUUGGGCUACCUUAUCUUUCCUUGACCCAGAUUUGAUUACCUUCCAUUUCUCAUUCAUUGGGAAGUGUUAACCCCAUAUGAGUUUAGCACUUCCCAGUGAAUGCACUGGGAAGUGCAUUUUGAAUAAGCUGCCACUUAUUCAAAAUAGCCACUUAAGUCAUUGGAGGGGUUAAUUAUGAAUGAAAAUGCCUAGUCUGCAAACAUUCUCUAUAUCAAGGUCUGUGACUGUCACAUUUUAUGUUUCAGUGAAAAACACCAUGCACAUAUACAAAUACAGUGGACCCUCGAAUUUCAUCAUCCGUUUUCUGUAUGUAAAACUAUAGUUAUUCUCUAUAAAAUGUAUUUUUUGUUAAUAUUUUUGGGUGUCUGGAACGGAUUAAUUGGAUUUACAUUAUGUCUUAUGGGAAAUAUUAAAAAAAUAUAUAUUUUAUAGAGAAUAACUAGUUUUUUUUUUUUUUUUUUUUUGGGGGGGGGGGAUAUAAAAAACUAUCCAAUUGUUGAGUUUUUUGGUUAUUGACUGUGAAGGCUGACUUAAUUGUUGUAUUUGAGAACUACUAAAAGUUAUACGUAUGUUUUAAUAGUUUAGCAUUUAUGUAAAUUAUAGACUUCUAUUUUGAUACUUGAUGCAUUACAAUAUAUUAUUCUGACUGUGAAAUCACUAAGGUUUGCUGCCUACUUAUGCAAGUGUGUAAGCUACAGUUAUUGAUAUUGAAAUUUUAUCGUAAUUCAUUCCUAUCUUUAUGGCAUGACCCACGUGCUGCAUGACACUUUUAACAUUUACUAUAUAAUAAUAAGAGUUAGUUUAAUUCAUGUGUCCUUGCAUAUUUAUGAAAAAAGCAUCUUAUUUUUGUUGGAUGUUAUUCUUUUCCAGGAUGUAUUAGCUGAAAAAGAUAGUAUUGUGUGAGUGAAAAAAGACUUAGAGGAACGGUUAGUAAAGAAAUUUUUAAAUAGUAUUUAAAUUUAAAUAUAGUACUGUAUAAAGUAAGGAGUCUGCCAGUCCUCUUAUUAAAAUCACUCAAUUCUCUUAAGAUGUUUAACACAUCUUGACCAUAAAUGUUUUAUUCAAUACACGUUAAAUUGAAGGGCUUAGGUUUAUGGAGUCAUCUGUGAGGUGUUUAACCGUCCCUUUGUAAAAUGAUUUGAAUCUGCUUCACCUAGAAGAAAUUAUAAGACAUUGUACAGUUUAGUGAACUAUGGAAAGGCAUUAUUGUCCUAGAUAUUGUUAAAGUUGUUUCUUAUAUCUGUACUUAUAUUCAUAUUAAUAUUGACGUGCUGUUGGAGUGUGAGCAAAGUAACAUUUAUGAAGGAAUUCAGGGAAACUGGCAGGCCGGACUUGAGUCCUGGAGAUGGGAAGUACAGUGCCUGCACUCUGAAGGAGGGGUGUUAAUGUUGCAGUUUUAUAAACUGUAGUGUAAAGCACUCCUCUGGCAAGACAGCAAUGGAAUGAAUGAUGAUGAAAGUUUUUCUUUUUUGGGCCACCCUGCCUUGGUGGGAAACGGCUGAUGUGUUUAUAAUAAAAAAAAAUUGAUUAUAGAGUUAAUUUUUGUUUUAUAAAUCUUCUUCUUAAUUGUAAGUAGGAAAAGUGUGAAUUUUUACUUAUCUUUUAUGUAUUAUUUAUGAUUUACUUUAUGGUUGAAUUAUGUGGUUUAAAAGAUGCAAACAACAAAAAGAUACCUUUAUUAGUACAACAUUUCACCUACUGAGACUUUUUCAUGUGCACAUUACUUGAUAAAGCUUUAUGUGAGUGAAAUAUCAUACUGAUAAAGCUUUCUUUGGCUGCAUUUGUAUUUUAUAACCAAGAUAUUUUAUAUUUAAGGAGCGUGAUUAUUCAGUAUCAUUUAUGAUGUAGUUCCUUUAUGUACAUGGUAGGGGGAUGAAGGUCUUAGUUGUUGUCAUGCUUGGUGGGUCUCGACUCCUUUUGUGGUAGCUACAAGACAUGGAAGCUGAGCUCACCAUCACCUUGUUUAUUGGCUUUGCAUAGUGUCCUGUUAACUCCUUGUCCACUUCCCUAGAAAUUGAGCCUGCUUGUGGAGCUGCUGCUCUUGGAUGGGCAAUGAUUUUCUUUAGUGGGAAAGAUAAAAUUGGAAGUUUGAUACUGGCCUCUCUGAAUCAGUCAUCUCUGGCGGGGAGAUGUAUUUAGCUAGGGCCAAGUAAGCAUCAGAGGGCAGGGCUCCCUUUUGAUCUUGUGGCUGCCACUUAGUCCUCUCUUAGUCAGUUGAGUAUAUUACUUUAUUACCUUUGUUUAUUUUAGUGAAUGUGUAAGGCUCCCUUUGUUGGACUUGAAGGGUGGUUGGUGAAAAGGGGAGCUGAAGGUUAGUUAUUAUUGUUUAAUGAGUACAAUAAACCCUCAAUUUAACAGACUAAUAGGGGAGCAGUUGUUUGAUAAUGGUGGAGAGAUGAGAUUUUGUUAUGAUCGUAACAAUAAUGGACAAUUCAGAAACAAUAGACUUGGUCUGUUGUUUCUGAAUCAAUUGAUCUAGCUGAUUUUGUUCUGUAUUUUCCAAGUUUGUUACAUUGAGAGUUAACCAUAUUGUUAUUGAUUCCUCGGCACCGUCCCUGACUGGUUCCAGCUUCUCUUAACUCCCAAAGGUGAUUUGCAAGUUUACCUUGCAAUAAUUGACACCAUUGUGUCACAACAAUCAAGACAAUUACUGCCAUUUCAGAUCCCAUACCUGAUGCUCCUCGACCCACUCCUCACUAUAAUCAUAGUGUUUCCAUGUUGGGUGCCGGACACCACAACAGGUAGUGUACUGCACACAACCCUAGUAAAGAACUUUACUCUAUUUUUAUGCCCAGUGAAUCUUUGGAUGUGCUGUGUGAUUAUAAAAUGAUCGAGAUGAUCUUGACCCAUUACGAUGGAGUACAUGAAGCCUGGGUUAAUAAUGCUACUCAGACAAAUGACUUAGCAAAAUUACAAACUAGACAACAUGCUUGUUCAGGUUCUCAGAUGUGCUCACGUUAUGAAUAUACACGAGGGCCCCAUGUUUCCGGCUCUCUCUUUUCAGUGUCCCACUAUUUUGGCAGUUUUCAGUUGAGCGAUUGUUCGUAUGUUUAAUUGUUUUUCUGCUUUUCUGCCAUUUUCAGACAGCAGCAUCAGGGAAAGGGCAUCUGGUGCCAUAUUUUAAGGUAAAUAUUGUAUGUACUGUUUUUUUUCUUUCUUAUGUUUUUUCUAGGCCUAGCUGUACUGAUAGUGUAAACAUGUUAUCAAGCAUUUUAGAAGUAUUUAAUAUUGAAAAAAAACUUUUUUCCACUUACUGGCAGUUUUCACUUAUGGACAGGAGCUGGGAACCUAGCAGCCGAAAAAACGGGACCCUCCUGUAUAUGAUUAUGAUGAGAGCACAAAGGUAGUUGGUGUUAUCUUAGAAACAAUCACAUCAAAAUAAUCAAGGGAGUCUUAUUUACGAAUCCCUUUUCUGGCUCAUCUUCCAGUAUGAUGGUAUAUCUACCAUUUUUCUCCAGGCUAUCUUUUAGAAAUGAAAUUCUUAAUCUUUUAUCUGCAAGGAUGUUUUUCAGUACUGUGCCUUUACAAGUUUGGCAUAUUUUGUGAAAAUAAUAAUUCAGUGCUGUGCCUCCUAUUUCUCAUGCUUCACAAGCUUUUUAUUUUCUUAUUGUAAGUAUGAGGUGUGGUGGAAUGGUUCCACGAGUAAAUAUACUUCUGUUAUAAGAACACUUUUGUUUACAAAAGGGUGAAGCUUGCUCAUUGUGUUACAAAAGGGUAAAGCUUGCCCAAUGUAUUGGAGUUCAUCACCAUUUUUUGAGUGCUGUGUAAUAAUUAGCAAAGUUCUACCAUUCCUGUGGUAUGUAACAUAUUUCAUUCUGAUGGCCCAGUGUACUAGCAGUUGGUUUUAAAUUAUACUGGCAAUCAUAGUUAAUCUCACACUGUUGCUCGAGGCUGUGCAAAAGUGUCAUAGUAUAAAAUUCAAAAUGUCAUAGUAUAAAAUUCAUGGUGGCCUGACCUUGUAACCUGCUUGAGGGGUUCUUGAUUCAGGGAAAUGGACCUAUUCUUGGACUGAAGCUGAUUGCCUCCCACUCCCUAGGUGUUAUAUAACCCCUAUGGGUAUAGUGCUUCCCCCAUGAGUAUAAUACACAGGUGACACUCAUGACUGGUUUUGAGGGCUCUUCCCUUGCAGCCAGGCUACCUUGUUGAUAUCCUGGUCAACUAGGCUGUUGGUGCUAGCAACCUGCAUGCCCACAUAUGAUGAAACUGUUUUGUAUCAGGCCUCUUCCAUUAUGAAAUGUGUGGACUAACCUGGUGAAAAAAAAUAUUUCGAGCCAGACUCAUAAUGCAUCAUGUGAGUUUUCCUUCUGCAGUCUCUUAUAAUUAUACAGUAAAUUUAUCUUGGUGUUUACUAAAUGCACCUAAGUGUUCAGUGAAAGUUUGGUAGGUAGCAUGGGUAAAUUGUUUAUUUUUGCAAUAAAAAGUAUAUACUAGUA